Messenger RNA from Tilletiopsis washingtonensis, 3726 nucleotides. RefSeq lists its product as hypothetical. Gene Ontology annotation, biological process: phospholipid biosynthetic process. Lineage: Eukaryota; Fungi; Basidiomycota; Exobasidiomycetes; Entylomatales. The record is from RefSeq and is a predicted model, not a curated record. The transcript has 9 exons. Gene Ontology annotation, molecular function: calcium ion binding; phosphatidylserine decarboxylase activity. Bases 1 to 3726 code for a protein of 1241 amino acids.
AUGGUGCCGCCGCUGUUCAAGGGCCGCCGCGCCGCACACGACAGCGAAACGCCCGAGGCGGCGCCGGCGGCCGUCGCCGGCAACGGCAGCAGCACUGCAGCAGCCUCGGCCAGCGCCCCGGCCGCGAUCCUGCGUGUGCAGCUGCUGCGAGCGCGCGGCCUCGCGGCCAUGGACCGCAACGGCAAGUCGGACCCCUUCGUCAUCGUCUCGAUCCCCGGCGCCAGCGCGCGCCGCGGCAACAGCGACUACCGGCGCCGCAGCGCCGUGCGCCGCCAGACGUGCGAGCCCGAGUGGAGCGGCAAGGACGAGGCGCUCUUCGACUUUGACAUUGCGCCCGAGUGGCUCGCCGGCGCCGGCGCCGACAGCCGCGAGGCGAGCGCCGAGCGCGAGCUCGAGCGCUCCGACGCCGACGAGGGUGAGCCGAGCAGCCACGUCGCUGCGGCUGCAGCAGAUCCUCACUUGAUUGCGCCGCUGGCGACGCCGCGGCCGAAGCCCUCACGCCGCAUCUCGGAUGCAGCGGGCAAGAUCCUGACUGCGCCAGUCCGCAUCGGCGCACGCGGCGCAGCGGCAGGGGCGCGAGGCGCAGUAGCUGGCGCUCGCGCAGUUGGACGGCGCCGCAAGCCGCGACCCAUGCGCAACCCUGGCGGUAGCGGCGCCGCACUGCAGUCGCCCGCAGGGCCGCAGGUGGGCGCGCUGGAGUUUGUCGUGUGGGACAAGGACAAGUGGUCGGCGAACGACUACAUGGGCGAGGUGUCGCUGCCGAUCGAGGACUGGUGCAAGGGCGACUGCGCGUGGGAGAGCCAGGAGCCGAUGUGGCUGCCACUCGUCUCUUCGCGCCGCUCUGCCGGCGCAGAGGGCCAGAUCCAGGUGCGCGUGGGCUUCGUCGCGGUGCCAGGCUCGCCGCCGCUGGAGCAGGUGUAUGCGUCGCUGCUUGCGAGCAUUCAUGCAGUCGGCGGCGCGCCGGUGCGGUCUGUGCCGGCGGACCAGAGCGUCGGCAUGGUCGAGCCCGGCGAGGCGUUCCUCGAUGACGGCCUCGACUCGGGCGACGAGUCGGAGGAGAUGGAAGAGCUCGCUUCAGACACGGACGGCGAGAGCGCCACUGACGAGGACGAGGCUACGACGACGGACGCCGACAGCGAUGCCGGCAUCUUCGACGAGCACUUCAAGUCUGUCGUCCGAAGCAGCCCAGCGCCACUGGCCACGGCCGAGCCAACGCCAGGCGCCGUCGAGGCUGCCGCUGCGGCGCCGCCUGCACCCCCGCUUGCACUGCCCGAGGCCCAGCAGCCUCCUCGCGGCAAGUUCAGACGCCGGCUCACGCGCGGCAUCUCGUCGCGCGGUGCCUCUGGCACCGCGACGCCUCUGACGGGCGACGAAGGACAGCCCGAGCCGCGCAAGACUCGCAAGCGCAUCAAGGGCCCGCGCAAGCCGCGCACGCGCCGCAGCAAGAACGACGAGUACUCGUUCCGCGCGGCCAGCUCGGACAUCAUCGGCAUCGUGCAGAUGGAGAUCAAGAGCGCCUCAGACCUGCCGCGCUGGAAGAACAGCCUGGGCACGGGCUUCGACAUGGACCCCAUGGUCGUGGCGUCGUUCAGCGAGAAGAUCUGGCGCACGCGCGUGCAGCGCCAUACACUCAACCCUGUCUUCGACCAAAAGCUCAUCUUCCACGUGCGCCGCCACGAGGCCCACUGGACGACGAAGCUGGCGGUGUACGACUGGGACCGGCUCUCGAGCCACGACCACGUCGGCGGCGCCGAGGUGCGCGUGGCCGAGCUGAUCGAAGCGGCGCCCAAGCCGGACCCGGCCACGCAGCUGUACCCCGAGGACGAGGACGGCCAGCGCCCGAUGCAGCGCUUCGAGCUCGACCUCACCAGCGGCGGCGCCAAGCAGGAGAGCGUCGGCGCCAAGCACCGGCCCAAGCUCGUCGUGGAGGCCAAGUUCACGCCCUAUGCCGCGCUGCGCCAGCGCUUCUGGCGCCAGAUGCUGCACAACUACGACACCAAUGACUCCAAGACGAUCAGCAGCCUCGAGCUCGCGAGCAUGCUAGACAGCCUCGGCAGUACGCUCAAUGCGCAGACGAUCAAUGACUUCUGGGCGCGGGCCCAAAAGACGCCCGACGUCGACGAGCUGACGUUUGACGAGGCCGUGGCGGCACUUGAGGCAGAGGUCAACAAGCCGUGGGAGGAGAAGCGAGUCGCCGAGAACCACACGAGUGCCUCGAGCGGCGCGAUUACGCCGGCGCUGCUGGAGCAGCAGGGCGACGGCAUGGACUUCUCCGGUCCGAACGCGCCGACGGCAGGUGAGCCAGCGAUUGCGCGCCUCGCCGUGCCGGCGCCGGUCUCGUCGCUCGACCCUCCGGGCCCGGGCGAGCCGGGCAAUGCGCCCAGUGUGCGUCCGCUGUACAAGCGCGCCACGUCGAGCGUGUCCAGCACGGAUGUCGUCUCGCGUGACAUGAGCCAGGUCUCGCUCGGCUCGGGCUCUAGCGGCGACGGCAUCAGGCCACCGCCCGUGCGUGGCGCGUCCAACAGCUCCUCGACGUCGGCGAGCAAGACGGAGAGCGCCGACAAGGAGCGCGUCAUCCUGCUCAAGAGCUGCCCGAUGUGCCACAUGCCACGCCUCAAGCGCAAGGCCGAGGUCGACAUCAUCACGCACCUGGCCGUGUGCGCCUCGCAGGACUGGCGCCGCGUCGACACGCUGAUGGUGUCCAACUUCGUCACCGCGUCGCAGGCGCAGAAGAAGUGGUACACCAAGGUGCUGACGAAGAUCAGCCAGGGGCAGUACAAGAUCGGCGCCGACUCGGCCAACAUCAUCGUGCAGGACCGCGAGACGGGCGAGCUGCUCGAGGAGAAGAUGGCCGUGUACGUGCGCCUCGGCAUCCGCCUGCUGUACCGCGGCGCCAGCUCGCGCAUGGAGGGCCAGCGCAUCAAGCGCAUGCUGUACAACAUGAGCGUCAAGCAGGGCGUCAAGUUCAACUCGCCCGCCUCGGCGCGCGAGAUCAGCAGCUUCAUCGCCUUCCACCGCCUCAACAUGGCCGAGGUCGCCGAGCCGCUCGAGAACUUCAAGACGUUCAACGAGUUUUUCUACCGCAAGCUCAAGCCCGACGCGCGUCCGAACGACGAGCCGCAGAACGGCGGCCGCCUCGUGUCGGGCGCCGACUGCCGCAUGCAUGCGUUCGAGAGCGUGUCCGACUCGAAGCAGUUCUGGAUCAAGGGCCGCCACUUCACGGUGCCGCAGCUGCUCGGCGAGACGUUCCGCGGCCGCGAGACGUUCACGGAUGGCCCGCUCGCUAUCUUCCGGCUGGCGCCGCAGGACUACCACCGCUACCACUGCCCGUUCGAUGGCACCGUCAAAGCGAUCCAGCACAUUCCCGGCGAGUACUACACCGUCAAUCCGCAGGCGAUCCGCUCCGUCGUCGAUGUCUACGUCGAGAAUGUGCGCACCGUCAUCGAGUUUGAGACGACGCACUUCGGCACCGUCUUCUACGUCUGCAUUGGCGCCAUGAUGGUCGGCUCAAUCGAGCUGACGAUCAAGGAGGGCGACACGCUGCGACGCGGCGACGAGGUGGGCUACUUUGCCUUUGGCGGCUCUACCAUCCUGCUCGUCUUCGAGAAGGGCAGCGUCACGUUCGACGAGGACAUCCUCGAGAGCUCGCGCGCGGCGUGCGAGAGCCUCGUCAAGGUCGGGCACGGCAUCGGCCGGGCUGCCGCCUCCGACGCAGCUGCUGCCUGA